This is a messenger RNA of Paramecium octaurelia, 897 nucleotides long. The record is from the annotation of a GenBank genome assembly. Lineage: Eukaryota; Ciliophora; Oligohymenophorea; Peniculida; Parameciidae.
AUGUCAGAAAGUUCACUGUCUCCAAUUGACUUUUGUGAUCUCAAGCAUGUUAGAACUAUACAAGUUAAUAGAUAAGAAGAAAGGUUUUAAAAGAAAAGAACAUUGUUGUAUUAGAAUAAAGAGAUGUUGGAAAAGGAAUUUCUGAAACUAAAUCAAAGUUGUGAUUGUUCUGAAUGUGGAAAAGGGAGCAAGUAUUUUGAGAUGAUAAAAAAACAAUACCCAUUUAACGAAUCAAGGUAUUAGUUUAUAAGAUUGAAGAUGGUAAAAACGAAAAAGAGUGCUAAGGAGAUUUAAAGCUGUAAUUAAUGCGAUCAUUUUCAUCCUAACCUAUAAAAUGGAAGCUAUCAAAAAGUUUAGAAAGAGAAUGCAUAUCCUAAAAGCAGUUCGAAAUUUGACAACCAUAAGAAAACCAUAAGCAAUUGUUCCACCCCAUUUAUAACCCUAACCUGUCCUUUUGAUUCCUUAGUCUCAUCAGUCACAUAGGUUUAAUUAUUCAAUAAUUGAAGGAUAAAAACUGCUCCAGAGAACGACGAUGCUUUCUAACAUCAAAUUUAGAGUCAUGGCAGAGAACCAAGAAAAAGUUAAGUAUCUUAAUAUAUAACAAAAAUGUUUAAGGAUGCAAACCCUAAAUAAGAAAUUUAUCUUAAACCUCUUUGUGGUAUAAAUCGAAAGUCAUUUCAAUCAACAAAUGCAAAAUCAAUUACCUAAACUUCAUUUUCGCCUCAUACUCACUCCCAUUAUUAAUCAUUUUAAGCAAGUUUAUUACCAUACAGUCAUUUUCACAAAGACUCAAUCAAAAAAUCUAACAAAGAUUCCUCUAAGUAAAAUAAUAAAGAUAUUGUAAAAAUCAUAGAUUCGAUGAAAGUUAAACAUAGGAUUAUAUAAUGUAAAAAAUGA